Messenger RNA from Sphaeroforma arctica JP610, 421 nucleotides. RefSeq lists its product as hypothetical. The record is from RefSeq and is a predicted model, not a curated record. The transcript has a single exon. The annotation marks the transcript as partial. NCBI's taxonomy places the organism in Eukaryota, Ichthyosporea, Ichthyophonida.
AACGUCAGGCCAGCGAUCGCAGACACCCAAUGCCUCGCAACAGUCCAUAGACGCAACUCACCGCCGCCGCGGGAGUGUAGACCAUACAGACACUUCACAAGCACGUUUGUUGUUGGACGAUGGAACUCAACAACACACUCGUACACGAGCACGCACGCCUACACGCACACAUGCCCAAACAUACUCAAGCACACAUACAGGCACCCCAUCACGCCCAUCUGCAUACAGGAAGACACCCACACUCACCCGCCAGCAGAAUCGGAGGCGUGCCAAGCAUUCGGAUGCGUAUCGCGAGCAUUUGCACAUUGUUGAUUUGUGCUUUCGGCUGCUCAAUGAGAUUCUGAGCCAUUCCAUGCGCACGGAGAAGGACGGCUGGGAUAACUGGGAACUGCUGCUGGCCAGUGUGCGCACCUACAGGUAA